GUGUUCUCUUUCUUUGUGUUCCCGACUUGAAAAAUUAGCAUCUGAGCUGGCUUCCCAACCCCAAAAGUUGUUGCAUAGUUUCUCAUGCAUCUAGUGCCAUGGGGAAGUCUUUGGACAAGGAAACCUGCAUGGGUGUCAACAAUCAAAGUUACAUAUGUGAAACGGGCCACUGUUGUGGACAGUCCCAGUGUUGCAACUACUACUAUGAACUCUGGUGGUUCUGGCUGGUGUGGACCAUCAUCAUCAUUCUGAGCUGCUGCUGCGUCUGCCAUCACCGGCGCACCAAGCAUCGUCUCCAGGCCCAGCAGCGGCAGCAUGAGAUCAACCUGAUCGCUUACCGGGAAGCCCAUAACUAUUCAGCUCUGCCAUUUUAUUUCCGAUUUUUGCCAAAUUAUUUACUACCUCCCUAUGAGGAAGUGGUGAACCGCCCGCCAACCCCUCCGCCACCGUAUAGUGCCUUACAUCAGCAGUGCGUCCCGGCCGGCAGCAGCAGCACAAUCCCGGAUACGCCACGAAACCUGCAGCCAGCACAGAGCAGCUCAUCGGCGCCCGGCGGCAAUCACAGCAGUGCUGAGAGCACCAGCUCCCCCGGCCUCGGCGACCCCGAGCCCUCCGCCGUGCUGGUCGAACGAGCGGUUGCCAAAAUGCAAAGUGUCGAGCCGGGCAGUACCAGCACAGGAGCCGAAUUAGAGGAGAGGGCCGGUCCCGAGAAGGAUACGGAGUGCAAGGAGGAACUGCUGAGAGAUUACAGCUCUGAGAGCUUAGAGCAGAGCAGCGCCAUUCCCGAUGCCAAGGACAAGACGCCGGGCAGGCAGCGCCGCUUCACAGGCGACUCGGGAAUCGAAGUCUGCGUUUGCAACCGGGGCCAUGACGACGACGACCUCAAGGAGUUCGACGGGCUCAUCGAGGACGCUUUGGACGGGCCCCUGGACUUUUGCGACAGCUGCAGCAGCCGCCCCCACGGGGACGAGGAGGAAGGGCUUUUUAAUGCCAAGACGCGCAACCACACCCCCCCCCCCCUGCCCCGGCAGCCGGUGUGUGUACUCUUGAACACAAUAAAUGAGCAGGACUCUCCAAACUCUCGUACCAAUAACUCCCCCAGCUAAGGUGGCAGAGUGGAAGGGAGAAUCUGGGGAAAAACAAACAAAUAAAUAAAAGUGAAAUGAGAGGAUUAAAACUUUAAGAGGAGGAAAAGGUGAUGCAACUUUUUUUUUUUUUUUUUUGCUUUCUUUCUUUCCUCCCCCUCCAGUAUAAAUUGGGGACUAACCCCCAAAGGCCCGGCUUGUGGGGGACGGGUCGCUCUGGGUUUUGUUAAUUGUGUCCCUCCUGCUCCACGAGGCAGGGACUGAUGUUUCUCAAUGAGACCUUCUGACAAAGGGAACUUUCUCAAUGGUGAUUUUGGUGAUGGUUAUUAUCAGUUUGUUGGUUUUAGUUUUCCAAAACACUGCUUUAUCUUGCAAUCAGUAAAGCUCAGCAAAUCUCACCCUGGGAGGAAACGAAAUCACCACAAGGCUUCAACCUCCAGGUGUCUUCCCAGAAGCAAGCAGCUUCUGACAGUGCCGGCAGUCAGUAGCCCAAGAGUUCUGGUUUGAUUUAGUGCUCUUGAGGCAUUGUGGAUUUCUUUUCAUUUUAACUUUUCUUGUUGUUGCUGUUAAAUAUUCCCAAAGCUGCUGAUGAAUAACUGAACACAUCAGCCCUGUAGUCUCUGGUGCUUCAGUGUUUAAGACAGCAGGUAGGAAGUUUCCCACUGGAAGCUGGUAACUGAAGGACCAGUUUCUUCCAGAAGGAGUGUUAUUCUAUUAUAAGCAGUUCGGAAGGAGAGGGUUUGCAGAAAUUUGCCUUUAUAUGUAAUUUUUAAAGACAAAUGUAUUCCUUCAAUGCCUCCAAGAGCACAGUUAGGAGUAGAAUCCGGGCAGCUGGGCUGCCUUCCAAGUACUGUGGUCUCCGAAUGACCUUUUCCUGGUGUGCUGCAAAAGGGCUUGGCUUUAUUUUUUCCUUCUUUUGCACCCCGAGAGCAGCACACUCGAGUUAAGAUGACAAAAAAAAGAACAGGGCUCUCUUUGGCCAGCGUGCCUUCAAGCUUCAGUGAUGCAUGUUGAACAAAUGGAGACGAGAGCUCCGUCCAGUGCGAAGGGAUGACUUACCAUGUAGAUGUGGAAGACCUGUGCAGUAUUUUUUUUUUUUUUGAUCCAAGAGUUUGGUGCGGUUUAAUGUUGACCACUUAAAAGAAAUGAAUGUCUGUUUUUCUUUUCUUUUCUUUUUUUUUUUAUGGUGGCAACUGGCUACUGUAUAAUGUCUGUGAGCGUGUGUGUGUGACUGCAAUCCAUGCAUGCGAGUCCUACUGGUAAUAUGAAAACCUGCUGUAAGACUGCAAGAAAAUUUACUGUAGCUUUGCUUUAAUAAACAGUAGAGAUUUUGUUAGUAAUAAUCCGAAGGGAAAAAAAGAAAAAAAAACAAAAGAGCUGAAACUAACAUUCCCUGACGUGCUCGUGUGGAAGAGAGCACGAUUCAGACUAUAUAUCUUGUUCUCGGGUUUUCUCCCCUAUCCCUUUUAUAAAUAUGGUCGUCCAGAUCAUUACUGUUGUGGGGGGGGAGGGGGGGAGAAAUGGAAAACUGAACUCAGACAUACUGAGAUUUGAUUGAUUGAAAACCAAAAUCAGUUUUAAAUAAGUUGGAAACCAAAAUAUAAUGCCUUUUCUGAUAA
Messenger RNA from Struthio camelus australis, 2704 nucleotides. Lineage: Eukaryota; Metazoa; Chordata; Aves; Struthioniformes; Struthionidae. The record is from RefSeq and is a predicted model, not a curated record.